This is a messenger RNA of Helicoverpa armigera (cotton bollworm), 1575 nucleotides long. RefSeq names its product complement component 1 Q subcomponent-binding protein, mitochondrial (gene P32). The transcript is spliced from 6 exons. The record is from RefSeq and is a predicted model, not a curated record. The coding region runs from base 115 to 1023 and encodes 302 amino acids. Gene Ontology annotation, cellular component: mitochondrial matrix. Lineage: Eukaryota; Metazoa; Arthropoda; Insecta; Lepidoptera; Noctuidae. Gene Ontology annotation, biological process: cytosolic ribosome assembly.
CGAAAUCAAACUGCUGGCAACUCAUUAUACCGGCGGCGUUCUAUUGUAUCUUCUGACAUUUUUUCGAAAAAAUUUCAAGAAUUUUGGUGACAGGAACACAGAAUUUUAGUAAAAAUGAACGGACUAGGAAAAACUGCUCAGCGACUAAUACAAACCUGUGUGCAAAGCACAACGAUAACGGGUGCUGUAGUAUCCCGUGCUCAAGUCCCCGUCAAACGUGAUUUCACCAGAGGAAUAUGGCACAUGAGCUGUUCGAAGAGGCUGGAUGGGUUCACAGCAUCGUCCACCCUUCUGCACAGCCACUCCAACACAUGCGGCUGCGGUUGCGGUCUGAAGGCGAUGCACACGAAAGAUACAGAAAUUGAAAUGGCUAAUCCCAAUCAAGUCAAAGUUAAGCCCCUUGCCAAUGAAAAACUAUUUAUAGGUGAGAGGGAACUAGUAGAAUUUCUGACCGAGGAGAUAGUAGCUGAACGCAAGGCUCAGAAGGUCAAGGUGCUGCCGUUGGAGCUGGAGGGCUUUGUCAUCUGCGGAGACGGUGCCGAGGUUGUGCUGUCCAAGAAACUGAAGGAUGAACUCAUCAAGAUAACAUUCAACGUGAACCACACGGUGGACUCCGACGAGCUGGAGGGCGAGGUGCAGCCCGAGAAGCAGGAGUUCGCGGAGAUGCGCUCGCGGCCGCAGUUUGAGGUGGACAUCGUGCGCGGAGACACGACUCUCGGCUUCACCUGCUCUUAUCUGCAAGAGCCGCCGGCAGCCAACGCCUCUGCUGAUGAGUACAACGACGUGUUCGGUAUUGACGAGCUGACCAUCUACAAGGGCGGGUGGAACGAUAAGGUGUAUGCUGUCGCUGGCGACGUGCUUGACGGGUACCUUUACGAUCUGCUGAUGAAUCUGCUUGAAGAGAAAGGCGUGAGCAACGAGUUUGUGACCAAGUUGUCGGACUUCAGCACGGCUUACGAGCAUAGUGCCUACAUCAACCUGCUCGAGACCGUCUCCCAAUUCACCAUCGGCAAGCAGAAGUAGACAGUUCCUCAGACCUAUGUUCAAAAGCAAUAAAAAUCCUGUCAAGCACCACAAAAAAACUGCCGCUCGUUAAACAUCGACUAUUGUGUUAGUAUUCAGUCACUUUGUGAAACAAAAAUUCACGAUUUAAGAUUUUAUCUCUCUGUAUCUUAUGUAUUCUAUGUUGAACUAAAUGUUCUUUUUGUUAAAUAGAUAAAAAUAGUCGAAUUGACGUAAGGCUGUAUGGUAGAGCUGUCAGAAAUAGUCCGCUCGUGAGUAAUGUGUUAAGUUUUUGGGCUGAAUUGUAGAAAUAUUCUUCUAUUUUAUGAAGAUUAAUAUUGAUAGUAUACUCGAAAAUAAAUAUUAAACUCACAGCGGGCCGCGACAGAACGUUAAUUUCAUACAUGCAACUGUCAUUGUUUUAAAUACAUACAAUUAUGAAAUGUAUGAAGUUGCAAGGAGUGAAGCAUUUAUGCUGUAGACAGCUUUAAAAUAGUUUAGUUGUGUCAUGGUGAUGUUUUGUUUAAUGUUAGUUAUAUUUUAGUUAUUUCUCAAUUAAAUUGUUCCAAUUUA